AUGGUUGACAAGGACUAUGCUGAAAUUAAUGCUUUAUCAAGCAUUUUCCCUGAAUCACAUAUCCUUUUGUGCUGGUAUCACGUCUUGCAGGCUGUUCAAAGAUGGUUAUCCAAAACAGAGUCUGGAGUGCAUGGACCUUCCAACUUGAACAUUAGGAAGGACAUCAUUUCUUUCUUUUGCAAACUGAAGGCCUGUAAAACUGAGGCAGAAUUUGAGACCACAGCCAAGAAGUUCAAAAAAAUGUUCAGACGACACCCAGCUGUGUGCCAGUACUUCACAAGACACUGGGAAGAGAUUGGUCACAUGUGGUCCGAUUACGGACGUUGCUUUGAGCAUUUGAACACUGAUACGAACAAUGUCAUUGAACGGUUUUUUUACAGGCUGAAAUAUCAGUUUCUUGGAGGCGUUAGGAAUCGGCGUAUAGAUGACCUUAUACAUGUCCUCCUUGAAAAAGCAGAAGACUACUUCACCAUAAUGAGGGACUUACAGUAUGCUGGGCGUGUGAAGAACAAAUUCAGCCAUCCCCCCUCUUUGCCGACAGAAGCAACAGCUGAAUGUGUGAACGACAGUUUGGCACCGAUCCCUUUACACAGUGCAGUGUCAUUGCCAACCUUAAACCUCAUCUUCUGGCACUGGCAUGACCUCAUCUACUGCCCUCACAGUCACCUCAUCUACCAGCAGCACCGUCACCUCAUCUUCCUGCCUCUCCAUUACCUCAUCUUCUGGACCCUCAUCGCUCCUGUUUUGUCCCUCUUCUCCAACUCCAUCUACAACUUUUCUCAUCUCUGA
Sardina pilchardus (European sardine) is the source of this 789-nucleotide messenger RNA. RefSeq lists its product as uncharacterized. NCBI's taxonomy places the organism in Eukaryota, Metazoa, Chordata, Actinopteri, Clupeiformes, Clupeidae. The record is from RefSeq and is a predicted model, not a curated record. The coding region runs from base 1 to 789 and encodes 262 amino acids. The transcript is spliced from 5 exons.